Striga asiatica is the source of this 726-nucleotide messenger RNA. Lineage: Eukaryota; Viridiplantae; Streptophyta; Magnoliopsida; Lamiales; Orobanchaceae. The record is from the annotation of a GenBank genome assembly.
CUCAGACUCACAUUCCAGUGCAGUGAUUUAGAGCUUCCUUUGGCUGUGACAAAGCAUAUCCGACUAGGCGCGUCUGAUGCCCUCCAAAGGAAUUUCGCCCCCUCACAGCUAACGAUGAACUCAGAUCCACCUGAGAAAGGCCCACAGACCCCAUUUCGAAGUCAGAGUAGCGGGCUCAUUGGUCCCAUGCUUUCUCGAUGCUACAAAAAAAGAAGAAGUGCUAUGAAGGAAGGCAUGAAGAACGUCUACGACAUCGUCUAUUUAGAGGCUCUAACUAAACGAAUGCUCGCAGGGUGGAGUGAACGGUUUGUUUUGCCCGCAUCCAGGAAGAAGAAAAGUCUGAGAAGAGGCUAUCCUCGGAAACAUCCAAACCAUGCAAGCGCUCGAGUCUUCUUUGGUGGGUCCUCUUCGUCGCUAACCUUGCUCAGCUCCAAUGAUCCUAUCGGACUCCGAAGCGGUAUUGCCAGUUCGCCUUUCGGCAAGCUUAACGCCCUCGUCAUCCUCGAGAUGUCUUCCUACUCGCGUAUAUCCAGGUACGCCGUUAGAGUGAAAUACAAAAGGAAUCAUCCUUCCGCUACUUCGUCUCCUUCGCCUGCUACACGGAAGUUCGCUACGCUACUCAGCGUAAACGUCCUCUUCGUUGCUUCGCGACCACGCUUGUUCGCCGCCCAACGACGCCUUUCGGCCGGGUCCUUCCUUGGCUGCCCGCCUACUUCGGAUAUCCGC